Dipodomys ordii (Ord's kangaroo rat) is the source of this 555-nucleotide messenger RNA. RefSeq names its product mago-nashi homolog B (Drosophila) (gene Magohb). Gene Ontology annotation, biological process: RNA splicing. Gene Ontology annotation, cellular component: exon-exon junction complex; catalytic step 2 spliceosome; nucleus. Lineage: Eukaryota; Metazoa; Chordata; Mammalia; Rodentia; Heteromyidae. The transcript is spliced from 4 exons. The coding region runs from base 123 to 395 and encodes 90 amino acids. The record is from RefSeq and is a predicted model, not a curated record.
GGAAAGCUUAGAUAUGCCAACAACAGCAAUUACAAAAAUGACGUCAUGAUCAGAAAGGAGGUGUGGGAAGACGGUUGAAGAGGGUCCCAAUUCAUUUCCAGGCGUACGUCCACAAGAGCGUGAUGGAGGAGCUGAAGAGAAUCAUUGACGACAGUGAGGUCACAAAGGAGGACGAUGCUCUGUGGCCAGCCCCGGACAGGGUCGGGCGGCAGGAGCUUGAAAUUGUGAUUGGAGACGAACACAUUUCUUUUACCACAUCCAAAAUCGGUUCUCUUAUCGACGUAAACCAGUCAAAGGACCCGGAAGGCCUCCGAGUAUUUUACUACCUGGUACAGGACUUGAAAUGCUUGGUUUUCAGUCUCAUCGGAUUACACUUCAAGAUCAAACCCAUUUAGACCGUGUGUUUGAAGAUGUUUGUGUAUUUAAUUAGGGGAUGGGUGAGAGAGGGUAUUUUUUUUUUAAUUUGGGGAUUUUUUUAUGAAUGUGGAACAAAAUCUAUUCUUUUGUAUGUGAACUGAAAACAUGAAAAUAAGAAAACAAGCCGACUGGAUUUUC